GUCAAUAUUUCAUUCCACCGCCAAUUACAGUUAUUAUAAUUAUAAACAAUAAUUUAAAAAGAUGACUUGUUUUGGAAUCCAUUACAAGGUCGCCGGAAAUUCGUUACUCCGUCAGCCGGAAUAUCGUCGGACAAUUCCUAGAUCUAACCGUCUGGAUUCUAUUACCUUUCAUAACCUCGCCGGAAAAUCAACGGUACCGAAUCUCUCCACGUCGGCGACCGGAACGGCGACAGGAAUCAUCGUUUCCGAUCGUGGCGGAUUAUCACCGGCGGAAUGUACCGUCAACGGCGAGGAUUACAAGUUCGACGAAUGGAUUCAAAACUCGGUGACGGAGAUUGUGAAAAACAUCCGGCAAGCGCCGUUGCUGGUACAGAUCUACGCCGACGGCGGUGUAGUGAAAACGGAGACUGCGGUCACGGCGGCGGAAUGGCCGGAGAUAGUGAGAAACACGCCGGACGGAAUAAUAUUAGUGGAGGAGAUCCAGGAGGAUGUAGAAGAAGGUUCUGGAAGUAAAGAAUUUGGGGUUUUAAUUCAAGGAAAAAUAAAAGGAGGUGGAAGAGAUAAUAUUAAUAGGUGUAAAUCUGCAUGUUAUUUAUUAAAAACAUCUAGUGUGAAAAAUAGUGGAAUUGGGGGUGGUAAUUUUUGUACACAUUUUUGUUUGAUGAAAGUUAGUAGCUUUGGGAAGAGUGUUUCUUCACAGUUUAAUGAGUGUUGGUUGUUGCAAUGACUGAAUUUUGUGGAUCAUUGUAAUUGGAAAGUGUAUAUUUUGUGAUUAUAAUUCAUAUUGAUGAUUAAUGAUGAUUAUUAUUACUUAUUAUUCUUGUA
Molecule: messenger RNA, 825 nt
Organism: Erigeron canadensis
Lineage: Eukaryota; Viridiplantae; Streptophyta; Magnoliopsida; Asterales; Asteraceae
Exons: 1
Coding region: 62-727 (221 amino acids)
Source: RefSeq, a predicted model, not a curated record